AUGUUUUAUAGACUGCUUAAAUUCACCGUCGUUAUCUUUACAAUCGCAUUCUUGUCAGAGCUUGCGCACACCGCUUCUCCGCCGCCAAUUGAGGCAACUAGCGGUCCAUUCCUUUGUCAUGGAACGAAUGCAACCUGUUGUCCUCUACUAGCGCACAAAAUUGCCUCCGAACACAGUUCACGCUGUGCCUCGAUUAUACUCGAUAACAAGAGCGGUUAUAACGUGAGUUUAGUAGUUGCCAGUCUUGAAGAUGGUCGUUGGGUGACAUCAGACGAUUCUGGUGACGUCGAUAUUGACUGCAGCCCGCGGACGGGACGUCUCGCAAAUGGUGAACUCGAAGUCCUUUCGAGCGUCACAAGUCACUUUUUGGGUGGAAUACGCGGUUAUGCCACGUUUCGGUUGGAUGACGAUGCUUUCAACGUUUUUACCAUAUACUGGGACGCACCAUUAAUUGGUUCUAAUGGAUAUGGUAUUACUGGAUUGCCUACGACAAAGUAUCAUGUUGCUCUCCAACAUGACCUUGACAGAACGGUCUUUCAAGUUACAAUUAGGCCAGUUAUAACUUACCCAACUAAUUGGGGGUCGAUCUUUUCGGUAUUAUCUUUGAUUGGCAUAGUAUGCUUUAUCCUGCUAUGCUGUUCCGCUUGUUGCGUACAAGAUAAUAGUUUACACGAACAUAUCAAUUCGCAACCACAACUAUAUCACUCAGCAUCUUACUCCAACAAUUCUAGACCAGAACCAUCUCGUUUUUCUGACUAUUUUAAACCAUCCUCUUCCAAUUAUUCUACGAUUUCUUCCAACCGUUCUAAAUUACAACAAUCAUCCGACUAUGGUUCCGACAGUUUGAAAUCACAGCCAUCUUCUUCCAAUUAUCCUACGAUCUGUUCUCACUGUUCUAAAGCACAAUCACCUUCUAACAAUUCUGAACGACAAUCAUCUUCCUCUGCUUACUAUGAACCACAAUCAUCAUCUUCCAAUUACUAUAAACCACGAUCAUCAUCUUCCAAUUAUUAUAAACCACAAUUAUCCGCUUCUGACUAUUCUGAACAGCAAUCGUCUUCUCCCGCCUUGUCCAGUCGUCCACUUGUUGCUGGUACAGGACGACUUCCACUGCUUAGAUUUCCGUUUUGUUCAGGAAUCAUUAGAUUCAGGCAAUAUAAAGUUGCCCCAUGUUGA
Messenger RNA from Paraglomus occultum, 1176 nucleotides. Lineage: Eukaryota; Fungi; Glomeromycota; Glomeromycetes; Paraglomerales; Paraglomeraceae. The record is from the annotation of a GenBank genome assembly.